AUGCCCAGCCCAACCCAAUCCAUCCACAUCCUCGGGCUCGGCAGCAUCGGCUCCUUUCUCGCCCACUCAAUCCGCGCCCUCCCCAACCCACCCCCAGUCCGCCUCCUCAUCCACCGCAAAACCCCAUACGACCAAUUCGCCUCCAAAGGCUUCACCCUCAGCCUACGAGUCAACGACGACGGGCCCCUCCAAGAACAAUCCGGCUUUGGCGCCGAACUCCUCAGCACAUCCACCUCAUCCGAACCAAUCCAAAAUCUAAUCGUCGCCGUCAAAGCAUCCGCAACUGUCUCAGCGCUGCAACCAAUUCAACACCGACUAGGUCCACAGUCGACUAUAUGUUUGUUCCAGAAUGGGAUGGGCCAGAUUGAAGAUCUGAAUGAGCGCGUUUUUACGGAUGAGGCGCGGAGACCGACGUAUAUGUUUGGGAUUAUGCGGCAUGGUGUUUACCUGCGUUCGCCGACGGAAGCGAUAUUGUCAGGGUUGAAUGGGCGGGCGGCGAUUGGAGUCGUGGAGGAUGAAGAGCGGACAGGGUCGAAACGGGCUGAUCCGCAAUUCCUACUAGAUACGCUGUUGCGAUCGCCGAUUCUGCACUGCGAGCAAUUAGCGUGGAAUGAGUUAUUGCAGAAUCAGCUGUUCAAGCUGGCGGCGAACUGCGUGCUUAAUCCGCUCACGGCCAUCCUCGAUGUUCGCAACGGGGUGAUUAAGGAGAAUCCUGAUCUGCAGCCUUUGAUACGGCGCCUUCUCCGGGAGAUUUCCUUGGUGUUCCAGAGUCUGCCUGAGAUUAGGGAUUUGCCGAGUGAUCAGAAGGAUCGAUUCGCGGUUGCUUCGCUGGAGAGCCUUGUGAUGGAUACUAUUGAGAAGACGGCGGGGAAUUCGAGUAGUAUGCGAGAGGAUGUGCGCAAGGGUCGGGCCACUGAGAUUGAGUAUAUUAAUGGCUGGGUUUUGAGGCGUGCGAGGGAGUUGGGGAUUGAGUGUGAAGCGAAUGCAGGUUUGAUGCAGCUUGUGCUGGCGAAGAGUCGGUUGUCUAUGGGAUCCUAG
Messenger RNA from Penicillium daleae, 1038 nucleotides. RefSeq lists its product as uncharacterized. NCBI's taxonomy places the organism in Eukaryota, Fungi, Ascomycota, Eurotiomycetes, Eurotiales, Aspergillaceae. The transcript has a single exon. The record is from RefSeq and is a predicted model, not a curated record. Bases 1 to 1038 code for a protein of 345 amino acids. Gene Ontology annotation, cellular component: cytoplasm; mitochondrion. Gene Ontology annotation, molecular function: 2-dehydropantoate 2-reductase activity; NADP binding. Gene Ontology annotation, biological process: pantothenate biosynthetic process.